Paramormyrops kingsleyae is the source of this 4237-nucleotide messenger RNA. RefSeq names its product SH2 domain-containing adapter protein F. The record is from RefSeq and is a predicted model, not a curated record. NCBI's taxonomy places the organism in Eukaryota, Metazoa, Chordata, Actinopteri, Osteoglossiformes, Mormyridae. Gene Ontology annotation, molecular function: phosphotyrosine residue binding.
ACCAGUAGGGGGCAGUGAACGUUCCCAGGUGCCUGGACAGGAGCUUACAGUACCCCAUGCUCACAAGCGUGUGCUCCCAUAUUCCUCAGCGGAGACACAGUUGAGCGGUCUGGCUGUCACUGCGUAAGAAACAAGUUGCUGGAAAAGGCGGACUGGCUAACGCCGCUUGCGCUCUUCGGUUAGUGAAGCAUAAAAGGACGCAGGCUGAGCUGGAGAAGCGCGCAGCAGUAACUCGGAAAAAGCCAAGGACCAAGUCUCAUACUGAAAGAGGUGGACCUCGGCAGUGAAAGUGGACCAAACAUUAAAAACCGACUUGUAAGCAAUGCGCUGUCAGCAUGGCCAAAUGGUUCAAGGAACACCUGGGAUUCAAAACCACCAAAGCGGCACCUCCGGCUCCCCCGAAACCAGACUACAGGCACUGCCAUCCCGCUGUGCCAGGUACGCCGGGCUACCAGCAGCCCAGCUCGGGAGCCACCUCUCACUAUCCGAGCCCGGCACAACCGGACAUCCUAGCUGCGUACAAACUACAGAAAGAGCUGGAUUUCGAGGACCCCUACACUGGAGGAGGACACGUCUCCUUCGCAAGCGGCCAGACUUCACUGGGCUCGCCAGACGGAAAGUACUUAUCACCAAAACACCGACUUAUUAAGGUGGAAACCAUCGAGAAAGGCAACUCUAAUCCCACCAACGUAGUAACACCGUGUCCAUCGCCGUCUCCCGCGACUCUGAAAUCUCCCACUUCGCCUCCUGCGGAGCAGGAGAAGCUUAUCAUCCUGGAGGACUAUGCUGACCCCUUUGAUGCAGAGCAGGCUGGGGUGGGGGAAAACACCUCAGAGAAGGUGCCAGAGAAUGAUGGCUACAUGGAGCCAUAUGAGGCCCAGAAGAUGAUGGCAGAAAUCCGUGGUGGACGAGGCCCUAAGGAUGGACCACUUCGACAGCUGCCCCUGUACGACACACCCUAUGAGCCAACAGAGAAUGGCGGGGAGUCUGACCUGGAGCCCCCCCGGUGCCCCAGGGAGAGCCGACUGCCUCAGGAUGACGAGCGGCCCCCAGAAGAGUAUGACCAGCCCUGGGAAUGGAAGAAAGACCGCAUCUCCAAGGCCUUCGCAGUAGAGAUUAAUGUGAUCAAGGACCUGCCCUGGCCGCCCCCGGUCGGGCAGCUCAGCAGUGCCCCUCUGCUGGUGGAGGAGGUGGAAGCCCCACUUACACCUGCCCCAGCCCCAAACUCACCUGGACAGGCCACCUGUGACCAGCACCAUCCUGUGCAGUUUGAGGGCCUGGAGAAAUCGCGAAUGUCACCCACCAUGGAAGGCAAGGUGCGCCCUCCCCAGCGCCACUCCAGUGGUUGCCUGGUCAACACCAAACUGGGCUCAUUGGACCACUGCAGCCCCCCCUUGGGCGAGCGCAUCGAUCCCUCCAUGCCCCUUGAGAGCCAGUUCUGGUACCAUGGAGCCAUCAGUCGAGUAGAUGCCGAGUCACUGCUGCGACUGUGCAAGGAGGCCAGCUACCUGGUCAGGAACAGUGAGACCAGCAAGAAUGACUUCUCUCUCUCCCUCAAGAGCAGCCAGGGGUUCAUGCACAUGAAGCUGUCCCGAACCAAAGAGAACAAGUUCGUCCUGGGCCAGAACAGCUGCCCCUUCGACAGUGUUCCCGAGAUCAUCCACUUCUACUCAAGCCGCAAACUGCCCAUCAAAGGGGCAGAGCACAUGUCCCUGCUGUACCCUGUGGCCAUCAGAACGCUAUAGUGCAGGUCCAGUCCAGUGAUCGACUGGGCCAAAUGUCCCCAAUAUCAUUCUUUUUCCCUUCUUUUUUUUUCACGGCUGAACUACAUCAUCAGAAAACCAGGAAGGGGCCAGGACAGAAUUCAAGAUGGUCUGAUAAUCACGUCAUCAAGUCGGGGCUCAAAUCCAGCUUCUUGUUAGAUCAACAUGGGACCACGAAUUUCUGCUUUGACUCAUUCCACGAUAUGAUGAACACAAUGGUCCCUUCUCUGACCUAAGCUGUGCCAACCGUCUAAAGACUUUACUGACAUGUUACAUCACUGACCUUAGACCUGCACUGUUAAACCUAAAGGAGUGAGGUUAGAUAAGUAUCUGCUGUGAGAGCGCCAUCUCCUGGACCUUCCCACUUUCUCUUCUUCUGUCUUGCAAAGCAAAGAAUUCCAUAACGGAGAGAACAGAAGCAGGGACUUGUAAAGUCAAUCUGACUGCCUGCAUCUUAGGUAUUCUGUUUUCUAUGACUUACAUGAAUGUCAGUGAUUGUGAAGAACAGAGCAGCUUUAGAUGAUGAUCCUCCUCACGCUGCCUGUGUAGGCUGGGCCAACAGGGGCCCUAUCACCUAUUAUGAAUUUAUUACAUUUGUUGUUUCAACAAAUGUUUAAUUUCCGCUAAUUGCCUUUUGUCAUGUGCGCACAUAAUGAAAUAUACAUUUCAUUUUUAAAAGAAAGGCAUGACAUUGAAAUAACUUAUGUUCCCUUUGGUUAGCUAGAAUUUGUGGCCCAGAAGAAGAUCCCCAAUGCAGUCAUGUAUUUUACCAGAGCAUACGUGCGGUUCUUUUUAGUUUACAGUUAAUACCUUCAGCUAAAGAUACUCCGCUGUACUGCAAUAGGGUUUAUGUAAGGCUUCAUGGGAACCUGUGUCCAGCAUCUGCCCAACCAGCCUUGUAAUUUCCCUAUCGGGCUGUCUCCCCACCUCUGUCUUGUGCUUCAUUCUCAAGCUAUGAAGCUCACGGUGGCACAGAUAGCAACCUUUCCUGUCUAUAAUCAGUUUACUUUAAAUAUUCCUAAAAUAGGUCAGUUUGAAGUAAGAGGGUGGCAUUUUCUUGCAUUGUCUACCUCAAAAAAAAAAAAUUACCCCUUUUGAUCAACAGGUAUCACAAGGUUUCAAGAAUUGACUUUCUAACCUUUUGUAAUUGUAAAUUAAUCGAAUUAACUUUAUCUACUGGCAUUGCUCUAUGUAGUCAGUCCUGAAAACUUCUAUGCCAGUAAUAAUAACAUUGCAUGGGUAAAAUUACUAUAAUAUAUUCACAGAUUUGAGUUUUCUGUGUGUGAGAACUUCUGGCUAUUACAUCACAGAGGCCACCUCUGCCGUCUCACUGUACUGUACUUUGCCAUGAUUUUUAGAAAGAGCUUGAAAGCCUUACCCACAUCCAUUUUACAGCCUUUCAAUUUCCCUCCCUUCUUAGUGUCCUGUCUUUAAUCCUCUUUGACUCUAGACAUAACCUCCUGCUGACUGGAUUAUCUCAGAAUCACAUAUGCACCACUUAUCUCACUAAAACACUUGCUCUCUGACCUACAUUUGAGUUCUUGCCCGCUAACUCGUCUCUAGUGGAUCUCUGAUAGCCUUAUUCACUUGAUAUCAACCGUAACACCCUCUCACCUACACAGCAAACUUAUUUUUUCUUUAUUACUGCAAAAUUACCCUAUUUCAGUGACAUGGCUCAAUGCCAGUGAGCCUUUUCCUUGACAGUAUAAUUUACUUUGCCUUUUUUUUGCCCUGAGCGCGCUCUCUCUCUCUCUCUCUCUCUCUCUCCCCCUCUCCCCCCUUCCCGGUGUCUCAAAGCUAAACUAUCCAACCUCAGCUACUAAAGAUACAGAGGGGCCUCAGUGAACUUAAGACUUUUCACAUGAUUAGAUGAUCACAAGCUCCAAAGUAUUUUCAGGGAAUGUAUUUUGACUUGGCAUACUGUGUCUGUAGACAGCUACUGAGGGACUAGGCACUAAUUUUCUGGGCAUUCUGAGGUACUCUUUCCCCCCCCCAGAUUUCAGAAAGAAAUUUAGGACAAGAAACUGGAAUAAUGCUAACGAGUGCUGUCCUGACCAGAUCUGAACUGAAACUGUACUUAACCUCGGAUGUUUUUCUGCCUGUGAGUCCAUUGCUCCAUAAUGUGUUUUAAAAAUGCUGAAUGUGGUAUGAUGGGUGCGGACUGAAAUGUAUUUGUGAAGCGGGACACACAGUGCCACUUCAGGAAGGGGACGACUGUCAUUCAGAAUCUGUCCUGUUCCUAGAAAACCAUCCAUGCGUUACGUGAAGUAUUGUUGGUAGGGUACCCUCCUUGCUUCCAAACCAUGUGCCCCUUACUGCUUGCUUGUUUGUGUGUAAUGCCCUCCUACACAUGUGCACUAAUGUAACACAUCCAUGUGUCCCACCUCGCCAAAUGUAUAUAACUGAAUGUAUUGUAAUGGGUUCAUGGCAAGAUGCAAUGAUUAUGGAAAAUAAAAUAUAGAUUAUGAAUCAAA